Pipistrellus kuhlii (Kuhl's pipistrelle) is the source of this 1194-nucleotide messenger RNA. It is a transcript of the gene COMMD5, whose product is annotated as COMM domain containing 5. NCBI's taxonomy places the organism in Eukaryota, Metazoa, Chordata, Mammalia, Chiroptera, Vespertilionidae. The transcript has 2 exons. The record is from RefSeq and is a predicted model, not a curated record. The coding region runs from base 339 to 1013 and encodes 224 amino acids. Gene Ontology annotation, cellular component: nucleus.
UGGGCAGGCGGACCUGCAGGACAGGCUGGACCCCGAACACCGAGCCCACUCUCCGCUCCAGGCCCGGGCCAGCCCUGUACAACCUUUUAUUUUCUUUUUCUUGAAAAGGAAAGAAUCUGCGUUUUCUAAUCUGUGUGAAAGGGGAAACGCUCGGGCCCGCAGAUCACAGAGGAUCGGGUCCUCCCGGCUUCCUAGAGUUUCCCGAAAGUACUUUUGGGUGGCUUCCGGCCGCCCUGCCGCUUUGUGUUCGGGCUGUUCCGCUUCAGACCUCGCGCGCGCGCCAGGCAGCUGCAGCUGGGACCGGACUGAGCCGAUUGAUCAGAGAGGAGGAAGCAGCCAUGUCCGCCGUCGGAGCUGCAGCUCCAUACUUGCAUCACCCUGGUGUCAGUCACAGCGGCCAGGUGAGUUUCCUGGGGGCCCAGCUUCCCCCAGAGGUGGCAGCCAUGCCCCGGCUCCUGGGGGACUUGGACAGGGGCACAUUCAGAAAGCUGUUGAAGCUGGUGGUCAGUGGCCUGCAGGGAGAGGACUGCCGUGAAGCUGUGCAGCGCCUUGGGAUUACUGCGCACCUGUCGGAGGAGCGGCUGGGUGCCCUGCUUGCUGGCACCCACACGCUGCUCCAGCAGGCCCUCCGGCUGCCCCCAGCCAGCCUGAAGCCUGACACCUUCAAGGACCAGCUCCAGGAACUCUGCAUCCCCCAAGACCUGGUCAUGGACUUGGCCAGUGUGGUGUUUGGGAGCCAGCGGCCUCUCCUUGACGCUGUGGCCAGGCAGCAGGGGGCUUGUCUGCCCCACGUUGCCAACUUUCGGUGGAGGGUGGAUGUGGCAAUCUCUACCAGUGCCCUGGCCCGCUCCCUGCAGCCCAGUGUCCUGAUGCAGCUGACACUUUCAAAUGGGUCAGCACACCACUUUGAGGUCCCCACAGUCAAAUUCCAGGAGCUUCGGUACAGCGUGGCCUUGAUGCUAAAGGAGAUGGCUGACCUGGAGAAGAAAUGUGAGCACAAACUGCAGGACUGACCUGCUCUCCCAGUGGCUCUGGUGACCGGAGGGCAGUUGCUCAGGCAUAUCCAAAGGGAAGCCCACCCUGCCUAGGAAACACUCUUCAGUGAGCGUGUGAAUGCAGCCAUGUCAUUCUGUUUGAUUGAAAAAGUCAGCAUUGUUUUUCCUUUAUUUGGGAGUAAAGCAAUGAUUAAAAACA